AUGGCGUCGUCGAAAAUUCAAUUUGUUGCGCUUCUCGUCAUUGCUUCUGUCAUCGUUAACAGUGUACAAUCCACUCCUGAGAUCCUUCUUGAUCCGGAGGAACCUUGUGGAAGCACUCUUCCAUUGGUACCUUGUAACAAAAGUGAAGAUUGUCUCGAGAAAUGUGGAAACAAACAAGCUUGGUGCAUGCCUUUGGCUCCUUCUGGAGAUGAACAAGGUCGUGUGUGUUGUUGUGUAGGAGGGUAG
This is a messenger RNA of Thlaspi arvense, 246 nucleotides long. NCBI's taxonomy places the organism in Eukaryota, Viridiplantae, Streptophyta, Magnoliopsida, Brassicales, Brassicaceae. The record is from the annotation of a GenBank genome assembly.